Messenger RNA from Vigna unguiculata (cowpea), 720 nucleotides. The record is from RefSeq and is a predicted model, not a curated record. Lineage: Eukaryota; Viridiplantae; Streptophyta; Magnoliopsida; Fabales; Fabaceae.
AUGGAGAUUAUCAAUAACACCAAAAGUACUCUACAUCAGACCUUCAGAAUCAAGGACUUGGGGAAACUAAAAUAUUUUUUGGGUUUUGAAAUUUCAAGGACCAAGAAAGGGAUCCAUAUGUGCCAAAGAAAGUAUGCCCUGGACAUACUAAAUGAAACUGGAAUGACUAACAGCAAACCCUGCCAAACCCCCCUCAUGAGUGACACUAAACCUCUUUUUGCCAUCAACAAUACCUCCUACAAUGUUGAUUCCUACAGGCGAUUUAUAGGGAAACUACUCUAUCUCACCAACUCUAGACCUGACAUCAACUACUAUGUCCAUCUUCUUAGUCAAUUUGUGCAAGCACCCACUGCUUACCACCACCAAGCUGCCCAACAUAUCCUGAGAUACAUCAAGGCCGAUCCUGGUCGAGGAUUGUUUUUUCCUAAAGACACUAAUCUACAAAUUAAAGGCUUCAGUGAUUUUGAUUGGGCCACAUGCCCUGAAACGAGACACAGUAUCACUGGUUACUGUGUCUUCCUUGGAGAGUCCCUCAUCUCAUGGAAAUCCAAGAAACAGAGCAUUGUUUCUCGAUCAUCUUCUGAAUCCGAGUACAGGGCUCUCGUAACUACCUCUUGUGAGAUUCAAUGGAUUAGCUAUAUUCUUCAUGACCUCUACAUUCAGCUUGAUCCGCCUCCAGUGCUCUACUGUGAUAAUCAGGCCGCCAGACAUAUUGCUUAG